This is a messenger RNA of Ailuropoda melanoleuca (giant panda), 3165 nucleotides long. RefSeq names its product leucine rich repeat containing 31 (gene LRRC31). The record is from RefSeq and is a predicted model, not a curated record. The transcript has 11 exons. Bases 312 to 2075 code for a protein of 587 amino acids. Lineage: Eukaryota; Metazoa; Chordata; Mammalia; Carnivora; Ursidae. Gene Ontology annotation, molecular function: protein binding.
CUUCCCAUUCUGCCUGCAGUACUCUCCCCUGCAGACGACCUGGAGGGGCCUCCCAAGCUGGGUGGGGUUUCUCUUGGGUAAAUUACCACAUCCUGGAGCACCAUCCAGCAGUGUUUUCUUAAGACCUGGAAAUGGAAGUCAGCGCAUUUAGUGGGGGAAAAAGUGAAAGCAUUUAGUGGGAUGACAGUCCAGAGCGUGCCUCUCUGUCCGUCUCCAGAAGGUGCGAUUCCAUGACAACGACCAUGGAGUCAUCCUAGAACAGAAAACAACAGGAAGAUGUCUUACUGAGAAAGACCCCCUUCAACUUGACCAUGAGUCAAACACGGAAGAAAAAUUCCUCAGAUGGAGAAACUAAACCCCGGACUUCAUUUGUCAACAAAUUCCUCAGGGGCUCCGAAUUUAUGUCCUCCAAAGCUGAAAACAGAAAAGAGAGCAAUGACCUUGAAACAACUGAUUUCCACCCCAGCAAUGCCGCACAGGAAACAGCCACCUUAGAUAUGGCUCAGCCUCUCGCUUCAGAAGUGGAAUUGGGAUCCAGGCUGGAGAAAAACGAGCCGUUCCUGCGGAAGCUGGGCACGACGGCUGUGGACAGGUGCCUGGAUCUGAACAACUGCAGACUGACGGCAGCGGACGUGAGGGAAGCGGUUGCUUUGCUGCCUCUUCUCCCAGACUUGGAAAAACUGGAUAUUUCCUGGAAUGAUUCUGUAGGUGGAAACCUCCACUUGGUUACCCAGCAAAUGCAUCUCGUCAGCAAGCUAAAAAUCCUGAGGCUGGGAAGCUGCAGACUUACCAUGGAUGAUGUUCGAGCCCUGGGAGAAGCACUCGAGGUGAUACCCGACCUGGAAGAGCUGAACUUGUCCUGGAACAGUGAAGUGGGAGGAAACUUACCUCUGACCCUCCAGAAGUUCCAAGAAGGGAGCAAGAUACAAACACUUGAGCUUGUGGAUUGUGACCUCACAUCUGAAGAUGGGGCAUUUGUGGGUCAGUUGCUACCCAUGAUGCAAAAUCUCGAAGUCCUUGAUCUUUCCAUUAACAGAAACAUCGGUGCAAGUCUGAACAGUAUUGCUCAGGGAUUAAAAAGUACCUCAAAUCUGAAAGUGCUAAAGUUACAUUCAUGUGGACUAUCACAAGAGAGUGUCAGACUACUGGAUGCCACUUUUAGGUAUUUGUGUGAACUGAAGAAAUUAGACCUUUCCUGCAACAGGGAGCUGGGCGGAGGUUUUGAGGACUCAUCAGCUCAGUUGGUCACACUGGAGCGUCUAGAAGUUUUGGAUCUUCACCAGUGCUCCCUAACGGCAGAUGACGUGGCGUCGCUGACCCAGGUAAUCCCUUUACUCGCGAGUCUUCAAGAGUUGGAUUUAUCUGCCAACAAAAGGAUGGGCUGCUCUUCUGAGCACCUUCUCAGCCGGCUCCGAUUUCUACCCACACUGAAGUCCUUACUCAUCAACAGCUGUGCCCUGGAGACUGAGACUUUUACCGCGCUCGCUGAAGCCUCCACUUACCUCCCUACUCUGGAAAUACUCGACCUUUCUUGGAAUAAAUGUGUUGGUGGCAACCUGAAGCUGCUUCUGGAAGCACUGAAGUUCUUAGCGUCCCUUCGAGUACUGAGACUGAGCAGCUGUGCCCUGGUGACCGAGGACGUGGCUCUCCUGGCAUCGGUAAUACACACAGGUCACCUGGCCAAGCUACAGACGCUUGACCUGAGCUAUAAUGACAGCAUCUGUGAUGCAGGAUGGGCCGUCUUCUGCCAAAAUGUGUGGUUCCUCAAAGAGUUGACCGAGCUGGAUAUUAGCCUUCGGCCAUCAGCUUCUCGGGAUUGCGGACAAUGGUUUAGACACUUGCUAUGUGCUGUCGCCAAACUUUCCGAGAUCACGGAGAUAGGAAUGAAAAGAUGGAUCCUCCCCACUUCGCAGGAGGAAGAGCUAGAACAUUUUCACCAAGAUCACAGACGAAGCAUUCACUUUGACCUUGGGCACAGCAAGAAGACAGCGACGUGCGAGGCAGAAGGAGAGCUCUCACCGGAGACCAACCAUGCCGGCGCCCUAAUCCUGGACUUCUCGCCUCUAGCGCUGUGAGAAGAUGUCUGCUGUUUGAGCCACCCAGCGUAUGGGAUACCGUUAUGGUAGCCUGAGCUGACGAAGCCAGUCAUUUUUCUAAUGAGGCCUACCCUGACCGUCUCAUUUAAAUCGAACCCCACCAACCCACCCAACACACACACACACACACACACACACACACAUGCACACACAAACUUACUUCUGGCUAUCUCAGUUCCCCUUAGCUUGAACUUUAUUCCAAUGCCACUUAUCACUUUCUAGCAGACUAUAUAAUUUUAUGUUUUAUAUUUCUUGUUUUUAUUUCUAUCACACUAGCCUUUAAGCAAUAUGAGGACAGAAAAAUUUGUUUUGUUCACUGAUGUAUUUCCAGUGGCUACAGCAGUGCCUGGCACAUAGCAGAAGCUCAGUAAGUAUUUGCUGAACGGAAUGAGCAAAUGAAUGAAUGAGGUGGCUGGGGGUGCUGUUUUAGAUAAGGUGGACCAAGGGCAGGUAUGAGGAUAUUUGAGCAGGGACUGAACUAAGUGAGGGCCGGAGUCUUGUCCAUAUCCGGGGAGAGCAUCUCUGGGCAGAGGGAGGAGCAGGCUUGGGCCUUGGGAAAACACGGAGGAUCUAUUGGUGACAUGAAAAUGGUAUUGAGGAGAUGGGGACUGAGAGCAGCCGUACAGGAGUCAGGUGGUGCUUUUCCAGGGGAACAGUAUCGCCCUCUAGAGGCAGUCUAGACUUUUGCGGGGCUUUUUUGGUGUCUUGAAGUUGAGCAGUCUUCAACUGUGUGACACGAGCCCUCGUGCACAGAGACUUUCCCAGGGUGUGCACGCUUGGGUAGUUUGCAGGCAACCCAUUUCCAGAGCUUCACCUUCCACAUGGACCCCUUCCUACAACGGAUCUGCCGAGGAGCCCAGCUGCUGCUUCUCCACUCCCACCUCUGCUUCACGGCUGCCCCUCAGGCACGCCUCUCAGCCCCCCGAAUCUGACUAGGGUGUGUUGCCCUGGACUCCCAAAACCUCUGGGACACCACAAAAACCAGACAAUACAUAAUAAUACCGAAAAAACAAAACAUAUGAACAAACAACAACAUAACAAAGGCUCUUAAAUACAGAGAGCUGUUGGU